Molecule: messenger RNA, 1671 nt
Organism: Schistocerca piceifrons (Central American locust)
Lineage: Eukaryota; Metazoa; Arthropoda; Insecta; Orthoptera; Acrididae
Product: serine/threonine-protein kinase WNK2-like
Exons: 5
Coding region: 58-882 (274 amino acids)
Source: RefSeq, a predicted model, not a curated record
CGAAGUCGCGCGGUGCGUCUGUCGCUGUAGUACUCAGGUCAGAUACUUUUUCCGCAAAUGUCACAGCCUAUGGUUGCGGUUGCGGGGCCCAGCGGCGUGAACCCACGCCGUCGAAAGUUAGUCGACCAAGAUGUUCCUGCUGUAUUGCGCUCGAAAAAAGCUAAACGAGCGCGUCUUUCUCGUCGCCAGCGCAAGCAGCGCAUUAUUGAAGAGAACGAAAAGUACCAACAGCUUGUUCUCUUCUGGAUAAGAAUCAUCAAGUACUUCAUGAAUAAGGCCGCAAGAGCAAAAGCAGGAACAGAAUCAGCGCCAACUUCAGAGUCCGGCCCAUCAGCAGGGUCCGGCCCAUCAUCAGGGUCUGGCCCUUCAUCAGCGUCCGGCCCUUCGUCAGCGACCGGUACUUCUUCAGUGACAUUGGAGACAUCGGUGGCAUCACAGGCAUCACACAGUGAUCCAGACCACUGUGCAUUGGCGGCAUCGGCACCAUUGGCGGCAGCAGCAGCUGAACAGCCCAAGACAUCAGCUGAACCACCACUACCGCCAAUAUCAACACAGCCGCCAGCGCCACCAGCAGCUCUGCCAGACACAGCACCAUUAGCACCACUGUCGCCAGCAUCUGCACCAUUGGCUGCAGUACCAAACGAACAGCUCAUCGUCACCGCAGUGCCGUCAUUGCCGUUUCCAGGUGAAAAUGCAGGCAGUGCUGAUGUGUUAGCGCAGGGAUCUGACGAAGACCUGAUUGUGGAAUAUAACGAUUCCAUACCAUUGUUCGAGAGCGAUACACAUGAUAUGUACGUGAUUGUGGAUGAUUCAGAUUACACCUUCGAAUUGCCCUUUGAGUGUAUGGAGAGUGGCAGAUAUGCUGCUGAAGCAUAUAUGUGAAUUAUUCUCAUCCUCAACUGAAGAUCUUAUACCUUACGUGUUUUACUAUUAUAAAUUAUUCAUAAACAUAAACAUUUUAUUGCCUAUCAUAAUAUAGAAAUAGUGUCUUGUAUAACCUAUCAUAUAUUAGUGAUAAAUAAAGUACUUUCACCCCCUAUUUGUAGUCACUGUAAACGACCAACUGAGACUUGUGUUACCUUAUAUGGUGGCUGCGGGCUGUGUGACAAAGGGGAGGGGCCGGAACCCCCACAACCACUCACUUGUUAUUUGUGGUCUGUGGAAUGCGUUGUAUGUGCAUCGCGCGAUGUGUCCUCGGUUUGGCACAGCUACUUUUAGAGUUACGACUCACGUACGAACCGGCAGCAACACGCACGCCGCGUCUACCCAGCCACCAGGUAAGAUAACGUUAAGACUCAGCAGGUCUCCUGUCGAUUGCACCUGUCUUCUUCUGCAGGCUGUGCACCAAUGUAAUUAGAAAAAAAAUUAAUCGGCAACCUGCUUUCAAUUUAUCAAUGUAACAUAGUUCGUUAAUUCCUGUAGACUUGUACUAACAUACUUUUUAAAGAGGUAUUGAUGUGUAAGUAGGGUUUAGAACCUGAAAAUUUCUUUUAACUCAGUCUUCGCAGUAUCGAGUUUUCAGUAACGAGUACUACCCAGCUGGGGGUACUUAAUGAUCACCAAAAAAUUAAAUAAUUAAAAUUUCAUUAACUGUUGUUUACUUUUACUCACAACAUACUAUGUAAGCCGAUACUGAUGUGUAAAUAAGGUCCUAAACUUGAAAAAGUUGAA